Messenger RNA from Dermacentor silvarum, 1370 nucleotides. RefSeq lists its product as uncharacterized. Bases 84 to 1328 code for a protein of 414 amino acids. The record is from RefSeq and is a predicted model, not a curated record. The transcript has 14 exons. NCBI's taxonomy places the organism in Eukaryota, Metazoa, Arthropoda, Arachnida, Ixodida, Ixodidae.
ACGCCUGUCUCCCAUCGAAUCAUUUUGUGUUUGGCGCUUCACUGUGCGGCAUUCGACGCGCUUCAUUGGAGAAAGCACCCCGAAUGUCACCACUCAAGUCAUCGAUGGUCCGUUCGUUCGUAUCACUUGCUAUUGCGUUAUGUUUAUCGCGAGACUUUGCGGCAGCCCAACCCAAGCCACCUUCCAAGUCAGUCAAAGAAGCCUGUGCUCAGGAGAAGCCUGUCACGUGGAAAAAUGGACUACGAUAUGUGGAGCAGUUCCCCGCCAAUAUCCGAGAAAACUUCCUCAGAUGUCAUUCCACGACAGCUGCGGCCGCGAAACAGCACGACACGGAGAUGGACGCCUACCGGCUGGAAGCGCUCAAGGCGAUCCUCCCGAAAGGCACGCCUCCAAACAAGCUCGGCCCGACCGUGUGCGAGAUCACCAUGCUGCCACUGGAUGGCACGAACGAGGUCGUCAAGAGAAAAGCAAUCGUGACCACCUGCAUGGAGAAAGAACUCGAAACGAGGGGCCUUGACACACCUGGCCUGGACAUCAAGGACAUCCAAGCGAAGUGCCUCAAGUGCGCUUUCCCGAAGCUGUCCGAAGCCGACGCGCUGGCACGCUACAAGGACGUGGUGAAGAACUUCGAGAGCUACGAGGAAAACGCGGUGCGCGUCAAUUCAGAGCUCAAGGCUGCCAUGCGCUUCAUGAUAGACGAAGGACCGACUAAAGAGAUGAACGAUGCCGCCCGCACCGAGUGUCUAAAGACCAUGGCUCCAGGAGUCACUUCCGACAAGUACAUGUCGCACGUCGUGAGCUUGUUCAAGAAGGGAGACCUCGAAACGAAAAAAAAGAUUGAUGCCUGCACGUAUAAGAAUUCGCUCAAGGGAAAGUGGGUUCGUGCCAGGCAGACGAUGAUUCGUGAGUGCGCGCUGGAAGCACAGAACAAGCUGCCCGCCAACCUGAGAGGCGACCUGCAGUUUCUGUAUGCCUUGCAUCUCAACUCAACUGCCCUGGAAAUUUAUCUCUCUUGUGCGGAACGCGAAGAAGACACUAUAGUGGACGGGCCCGCUGGUGCCGGCGGUGCCGUGGACGUGUACUGCACGAACAACGGCGAGGCUCCUCGCAAGUGCCCCCAGUGCGCCUCCGAAGAGUACACCACCGUCGACGCAGCCAAGGUGGAGGCGACGGUGGAUGCCUGCUACAGCAAGAAAGAAGCCGCACAUCCGUUGUACAAGCAAUACACUACCUAUUUGGGACAGCUGAAGGCCAAGAAGAAGGCCAAGGGAAAAUGCCUGCAGGACAUGGAGGCAGCAGCGCAGAAGGGGGCGCCGGCAAGGGGUUGAACUGCUACUGGCUCGAGGAAAUAAAAUGGACUUGAAAAUAUA